Molecule: messenger RNA, 1698 nt
Organism: Guillardia theta CCMP2712
Lineage: Eukaryota; Cryptophyceae; Pyrenomonadales; Geminigeraceae
Exons: 1
Coding region: 1-1698 (565 amino acids)
Biological process (GO): protein phosphorylation; mitotic DNA damage checkpoint signaling
Cellular component (GO): nucleus
Molecular function (GO): protein serine/threonine kinase activity; ATP binding
Source: RefSeq, a predicted model, not a curated record
AUGCCCUUCACAGUGCAAAAGGAGGGCAACGAAGUGUUGGGGACAGAAGAAGAAAAACUUGCACGGAAGAGGAAAAAUGCUAGAUUGAGGCAACAGAAGAAGAGGAGUUUGGAAACCCCGGAACAAAAAUCUGCACGAAACGCAAGCAAUGCAGCACGUCAAGUCAAGAAUAGGAGUAUGAAACAAUUUAACAUGACGCCGGCAAAGACGGAAGAAGGACCGGCGCACAACCUUGGAUUGCAACACAGGCCUGACAUGUCAUUGACCAAAGACAACAAAGAACAACCGGCACGUCACAGUAUGGAGGACGAAAGAGGUGAGGUACCAGAGAGGAUGCAGAGCUUCCACCAGCUUGGAUUGCAACACAGGCCUGACAUGUCAUUGACCAAAGGCAACAAUGGCAUGGCAUGCGAUGAAUCGCUGGAUCAAGAGGGUGCACACAAGGACAUGUCAUUGACCAAAGGCAACAAUGGCAUGGCAUGCGAUGAAUCGCUGGAUCAAGAGGGUGCACACAAGGACAUGUCAUUGACCAAAGGCAACAAUGGCAUGGCAUGCGAUGAAUCGCUGGAUCAAGAGGGUGCACACAAGGACAUGUCAUUGACCAAAGGCAACAAUGGCAUGGCAUGCGAUGAAUCGCUGGAUCAAGAGGGUGCACACAAGGACAUGUCAUUGACCAAAGGCAACAAUGGCACUGCACGCAAGAAAAACUCAAUACGAGAAGAGCUGAUGAUCUACCCAGUGGACAUGCGGUUUCUCAAUGAAGUGGAAAAGCAGUUUGACAUAACAAGAAUGGUUGGAUCCGGAACAUUCGGGGAGGUAUAUGCGGCCUACGACAGGGUAAAUGGUCGCCGAGUAGCAAUCAAACGAUUGUUACCAUUUCACAGACUCGAUGCGUACAAGGAGGAACAAAGGUUUAUAUCGAGCUUGAAUGGAAAAUCCAACAUUGUACAGAUAGUGAAAUGUCCGCCACUGGCUCCUGAUGGGAUAAUCCUUAUCGAGGAGCAGCAGGCUUUGAUUUUUGAAUACUUGGAACAUGACAGGCCCUCGGUUUACGUCAAAGAUUUGACCAUGAGCGAGAUUGCCCACUACAUGAAGAAUUUGUUUGUUGCUUUGCGCUCUGUACAUGCCCUCGGGAUUAUACAUCGAGACGUGAAAUUGAAUAACUUCCUCUACAACAGAAGGAACAAGAAGUACUUGCUCGUGGACUUUGGGCUGGCAGAGAAACAAAUGCAGACCACCGCUCAGGGAAUUUCCAAAGGACUAUCGCCUUCAUCAGGCCGCAGCAUCGGCAACAUCUUGCCCUGUGAGGUUUCUACGGCCAGCUCUCGCUUCUUGCGGUAUCAAACAAAUAGAUUGGAUUAUUGCAAAGGAAUUUACCUGCACUUUCUGGCUUCCGGGCAUGUGACAGAGCAAUUCAAAUAUUUUAUUCAGAACAAGAUUCCUCUUGGUUUGUUGAAUAUGACAGCCAUGGAGAAACGGCAUCUUGAGGUUGGAAAAGUUGCGUAUCGUAGAGGGCAGACGGCAUGUUGUAACCGGAAACGAUCGGACAGGUUCCGGUCGGAUGCGGUCGAACCCCUCACGAAAAAGCAGAUAACGAGCAUGGAAGUUCAAGCCAACCUCAGUUGCCAAUCGUUCAGGAACAUUUGCUUGAAGUGCAGAAACAUGCAAUCAGUUUGCUGUUGUGUCAAGGCUCAGUGA